Schizosaccharomyces cryophilus OY26 is the source of this 381-nucleotide messenger RNA. RefSeq names its product ribosomal protein subunit L38. Gene Ontology annotation, molecular function: large ribosomal subunit rRNA binding; structural constituent of ribosome. NCBI's taxonomy places the organism in Eukaryota, Fungi, Ascomycota, Schizosaccharomycetes, Schizosaccharomycetales, Schizosaccharomycetaceae. The transcript has 3 exons. Gene Ontology annotation, cellular component: mitochondrial large ribosomal subunit; ribosome. Bases 1 to 381 code for a protein of 126 amino acids. Gene Ontology annotation, biological process: translation. The record is from RefSeq and is a predicted model, not a curated record.
AUGAUCGGUUUGAAGGGUAUUUUAAAAGUAAUUGACAAUUCGGGAGCAACUCUCGCGGAAUGUAUUCGCGUUGUACGUGCUGGACAGUUCGCAUCAGUUGGAGAUGAAGUUGUUGUCGUCGUUAAAAAGUCAAGAACUGGCCCCAAUAUCGCUACUGCAAACAAAGUAAAACGAGGUGAUAUUCACCAUGCCGUCGUCGUUCGGACAAAGUUUCCUCUACGACGCGCCGAUGGACGUUAUGUUCGCUUUGAUGAUAAUGCUUGUGUCCUCGUUAAUAAGGACAGAGAGCCCAUUGGCACACGUAUCUUGAGUGUAGUCGCGAAUGAGUUGCGUAUGAAGAAUCAUACAAAACUGGCUUCUUUGGCUCCCAGAACUGUAUGA